UCAGGAAUAUCUCCUCUGGUGUGUGGAAAGCUCCUGCAGCUAUGAAGGAAAUGGCACCAGGAGCUCCAGAAGACUCUGGAAAGCUUUCAAAUCCAAUGGGAUGGCUAUACAGGCCUCCUGGGAUGGAUGUCACCCGCCUACUCCUGGCCACCCUGCUGGUCUUCCUCUGCUUCUUCACUGUCUACAGCCACCUGCCACCUGAGGAGAAACUCCGAGAUGACAGGAGCCUGAGAAGCAACUCCUCUGUGAACCUACUGGAUUUCCCUUCUGUCUCUAUUGUGGCGCUGAACAAGAAAUCCAAACUUAUCAGCAGAACAGAAGCAGAAAAGAAGAGAUCUUCUAAGAAGGAAGCUUCGAUGAAGAAAGUGGCGCGGCCCCGGACCCCCCUGUCUGCGCCCUGCGUGGCCACCCGCGACAGCUGCAAGCCGCCUGCACCCGCCUGCUGCGACCCGUGCGCCUCCUGCCAGUGCCGCUUCUUUCGCAGCGCCUGCUCCUGCCGCGUGCUCAGCCUCAACUGCUGAGCGCGCCCUCUCCCGGCCGCCGGCGCACAGGGUUUUGGGGACGCGGGGCGCUUUUCGGGCGGGUGAUCUCUAACAGGGCGGCUUCCCACGCCUGGGGGCGGGCGGAGGUUGCAGGAGGUGGGAGUUCAGGGAGACCUGGCUUGGGCUAAACUCGAAAUACAAUAUAUAUAGGCUG
Molecule: messenger RNA, 696 nt
Organism: Piliocolobus tephrosceles (Ugandan red Colobus)
Lineage: Eukaryota; Metazoa; Chordata; Mammalia; Primates; Cercopithecidae
Gene: ASIP
Product: agouti signaling protein
Exons: 4
Coding region: 42-521 (159 amino acids)
Biological process (GO): melanosome organization; hormone-mediated signaling pathway
Cellular component (GO): extracellular region
Molecular function (GO): melanocortin receptor binding; neuropeptide hormone activity
Source: RefSeq, a predicted model, not a curated record